AAAGCCUCAUAUGCCACAGCAGGUUUCGCGGAGGGGGAAGAGAGAAUCCUCAUUUGAGCUUUGUACAACAUCCCUCUCUUAAGGAUAUAUUUCGCUAAAAUAACGCGCAAGGCGGUUGAAUUAAUAGCCAGUUUAGUAGGCUAUUGUAUUUAUAUUAUAAACCCGUAACGUAACACCGAGGUGAUAGGCUACCUCUUGAAAAUGCUUCAGUCUCUAGCCAGCAAUUCGUGUGUGCGGUUGAUACAAAGUCACAAAUCGACGUGGUAUUUUGUAUCUCUAGUCUUGGGGUAUAUCCUUUAUCUCAUAUUCGGCGCUGUUGUCUUUUCUUCGGUUGAGCUGCCUUAUGAAGACCUCUUGCGCCAGGAGCUGAGGGCCAUUAAAAAACAGUUCCUCCAGGAAAAUGAAUGUCUAUCCGAAGAGCGUCUAGAACGUUUUCUAAAGAAAGCCCUGGAUGCCAGUAAUUAUGGGGUUUCCAUCCUCAAUAACGCCUCAGCUAACUGGAACUGGGACUUCACCUCUGCGCUGUUUUUUGCAAGCACCGUGCUGUCCACCACAGGAUAUGGUCACACAGCACCACUGUCCGAUGGCGGGAAGGCCUUCUGCAUUAUCUACUCAAUGAUUGGCAUCCCCUUUACCCUCCUCUUCCUCACUGCUGUGGUGCAAAGGAUCAUGGUGUUCAGCACGCGGAGGCCGGUCAUGUACAUCCACAGGCGCUGGGGCCUGUCCAAGCCACUGGUGGCUAUCGUACACGCCACUCUGCUCGCCACUUUGGCCGUCUCUUGCUUCUUCCUCAUCCCUGCCGCCAUCUUCUCAGCGCUGGAAGAGAACUGGAACUUCCUGGAGUCCUUCUACUUCUGCUUCAUUUCCCUCAGCACCAUCGGUCUGGGUGACUACGUACCUGGAGAGGCCACUAAUCAGAGGUUCAGGGAGCUUUACAAAGUGGGGAUCACUGUCUACCUGAUCCUGGGUCUGAUAGUCAUGCUGGUAGUGCUGGAGACCUUCUGCGAGCUGCAGCAGCUGAAGCAGCUGAGGAAGAUGUUCUAUUUGAAGAAGGAGAAGCCGCAGGACCACCUCGCCAUUAUGGAGCACGACCACCUGUCCUUCACUACUGUGUCCAACAGAGCCACAGCUUACACUGAGGGCAAAACCCCGACAUUUGAUAGCGUGCCAGCUCUGGCCUCCCCCAAUGACGAUCCCAUGAUCCAGUAAACAUCGACACAGCAAACAUCUAUUGCAGGAUGAAAAUGGGAAAGUAGUGGGUAAUGCACGCCAGACUGUAAGUAGAUAGAAUGAGUAGAUCACGUCUCAGCUGUAGGCAUUCUGCAAAGCUCAGCCCUGCAAAUUUUACUUGUAAAACUAGUUGAGACUAUUCAGAUCAAGCAAACAAGCUUCUUUAUCAAACCACAAUACUGACAAUAUAGGGCUAUGUAGGAGAGAUUAAUGUAUGCACAUUAAUCAGGGAGAAAAUUAAUAUUUUAACAGUGACCAUAAAGACAUAGCCAGCGAUAAAAGAAAAGCCUUCCGCUGUAUUUAUGACUCACAGGAGAUACGCUCCGUUAUGAGCUGUGAUAUUUAUUGCAUAUUUAGGAACAUUUUAGAAAAUAAUUGGUCUCUUAAGUCUAGCUGAAAGAUAGGGCAGUGCUCUAUAGUCUGUGACAAAAUAGAACCUAAACAUGUACGUAUCUUAUAAAUAGAGAUGCUUGAAAGGUAUUUGGAAUGUACAUAAUCAGGUAAAUGUUUUAAGAUGUACAGUAUAGCUUAAAUUAACACACCUGAUAAAGAUGAGCCAAAGUGUAGCCAACACAUAAGAACAGCUGUUUUCCCAUUGUGUGUCGACUGACCGAGAGCUUGCAGUCGAUCAUGAACAAAGCAUCUGAAAGAAUAGACAAUGCAUUUAAUGACUAAGUUGUCUGAGCUCAGAAAAAGAUAUCCUGAAAGUAUAAUAUUUUUGAAUAUGAAGUGUGCAAACAAACCCCACAAAACCCAGAAAGAAACUUAAGAUAAGAUUAGAUAACAUAGACUAUUAAUCCCACACUGGGGAAAUUCCUGUGCUACAGCAGCUUAAAAGAAAAACAUGUACACACAUCAGAAGAACACAAAUACGCAUUACAUAGACAUAGGAGAAAUAUGUAUAUGCAGAAAGUAUUAUAAGAAAUAGAAAAAAACAUUGAACUAUUUACUCUGCAUAUAAGAACAUAGUUUUACAGUCUGUUUUGCAGCAUUUUUGGCUCAUCUUUAUGGAGGCGUUAACUAUUCUUGUCGGACUUCAUGUCGUCACACACUUCAUUGUGAGGGAUAGUAUUUGUCUGCAGGUGUGUGUUUUCUGUACAUGUUGCAAUGCUAUUUAAAUAUCCAUGUGUGAUGAUAAGUAGCACUAUAAUUUAUUGAUUUGUCUGGCUUAAUGUGUGCUGGACUGCUGAAAAGGGAAGUAGAGGUUAGCCAAGCUUAAAAAAAAGGGAACCACAGAGUGCUGACUGGCCCGUUGCAUUUUACUGUCAAUAAAGAGAGCUCAGUUUGCACGUAUACUGGAGCCAGGCAGGAGUACUGGGGGAAAAAACAUAACUGUUUGGGAUUUCUCAGAGAGAAAAGGGAAAUGAUUUCAAAGAUUUUAUCGGUUAAAACAGGAGAUCUUUUUUAAUGGAAAAAUAAUGGUACUUUUGAUGUGGAUGAUCUGUAAAGGCUCAAUAAUGGCGUUAACCAAAAAAAAGGCACAAGAUGUCGAAAUAAACUAUUUUACUGUAUUUACAUAGUUUGAAUGUAGAAAUGUAUAUUUUUUGACAUGAGAAAGAUUUAAAACACUUUAGUAGUAAUUAAUGAAAGUAAUUCACUACUAGAAACGUUGCAUUAGGGAAACUUCAAGCAGCAGGAGUGCAGCUAAAACAUUCCAGUUCUGUUUAUCUACAUCGGAUCUGCUCAUCAAUCAAGAAUAACUUCCCAAAAAUUUGCAUACUAAACUUGCAAGUUUGUAUGACUUUUGACUGUUUGUUUUUUUUUCAAAGAUUUGUAUCUGAAGGAAAAAGGUUGUGACAGAAGUACUUAAUUUCAUCCCUUUAUCCAUCCUGCAAUAUUCCGCUUGGCGCAAAUAGACACCCAAACGUACAGUGUAGCAUACUGCUGCAAUGCAGACUUAUUUGUCAUGGAUCCUAUUUUAGUACGUUUAAUAGAAAGACAUGCAUAUGUUAUACAUUUGAGCUAUAUCUCAGUAUCUGUGUGGAGCUGAAGUUUUAAUCUCAUCUUUCUCUGCUACAUCGCCACAUCAAGACACAGUCGCAGCCUUUUAUGAAGUCUUGAAUGUAACCUUCUUUAUGCCGUUUGCUACAGCAAGAUUUAAGGCCUGCACAGAGUGCAGCAUUACACUUUGCUGCUCAGCUGGCUCUGUCAGUUUAGUGAUGACAAGUUGAUUUGAAAACAGUGUUUUCAUGACCGCUUGCAAAAUUAGCUUUAAGUGUGUCAUCAUCUGAGUUACUCACUGAUCUUUAAUAUUGUAUUUUAUAGAUCAGUGGGAUUGUAGUUUUCUUUUUCAUUUUUUCACCAGUCUGGGCCUUUGUGUAAACUGUGAAGCAUUGCAGCUGUUCAUAUUAUCUGCUGAGGAAAAAAAAGGAGAACUUCAUUUUUGCCAAGCUGGGGUUGCUCUUUUACUGUAAGAUGUUUCAUUGUUUUGUAGAUACAUUAAAAUAGAUUGAUGUCAAGGCUUUUACCCUUGACAUCCCACCCCAGCAUUACUGUUUUUGACAGUGUUUGUCACGCACAUACAGUUUGUCUUGAGGGUGAGAGCUGUCAGGUAAAGUAGUUCUGUUCAGGGAGAAAAUGUUGUGUCAAGGAUUACAAAUGGAAGCACACUGACAUUAUUUAUUUAUGCUGACAAAAGUAACACAUUUAGGCAAUUUGGAAUCACAGGUUUCUGUACAUAGAUUUUCAGUUGUUUUAGUGCAUACUGUAGAUUCAUAUGCAUUGAUGAGUAUUUUAGUGUUACAAUACCAGUUUUGUAAUACAGGAUUGCAAUGGAGCACCUAGGUUUUCUGUAAUAUUCAUUUUAGCAUAAAAAGUGAAUCCAUGAACUGUAAAAUAUCAGUGUAUCUUAAAUAAAGUGUUGGUUUAUUAUUACGUAA
Molecule: messenger RNA, 4109 nt
Organism: Perca flavescens (yellow perch)
Lineage: Eukaryota; Metazoa; Chordata; Actinopteri; Perciformes; Percidae
Gene: kcnk1b
Product: potassium channel, subfamily K, member 1b
Exons: 3
Coding region: 202-1209 (335 amino acids)
Biological process (GO): potassium ion transmembrane transport; stabilization of membrane potential
Cellular component (GO): plasma membrane
Molecular function (GO): outward rectifier potassium channel activity; potassium ion leak channel activity
Source: RefSeq, a predicted model, not a curated record